GCUUGGUAUUGAUUACGAUAGAUUCCAUGGAAAACAGAUGGACAAGGAAAAAAUAUACCAACGGCUUUAUGGCUUGUUCUGCGCCGCAUACCCCGUCAAGUCCAGAAAAGAAUUGCAAGUACGAUGUGCCGAAUAUUGGAGAGAGAUAAGAAAGAAAGAGGACUUCAUGAAUCUCUACUCGGCCAAGGAACAAGAAUUGACCGAUUUGGUGACCGAAUCGAGGAACAAGAAUCAACGGUUUUUCAAGCAGUUCCCGACAACGAAACCAAGAGUAAGUCUCAAUCAAACAAAUAAUGAUACACGAUCAGAUGGAGCUGAGCCAGUCUUGAACGAUAGCGAACAAGCGCCAAUCGUUUUGUCAAUUUCGACUCCCACAUCGAACACUGAGAAAUCAGCGAAAGCUGCUGAUUGUGAACCUGGACCAAGUGGUGUUACUCCGAAGCAAGAUACCGUAAAGAAUGAGUUGGCCAUCGUGAACGCUGAUAUCGCCAAUUUGCUACUGCGGCAAGACAAGGGGAUGAUAACCGUCGAUCAGGUGCUUGAACUUAAAAAGUUAAAAAAGUCUAAGGAUCGCCUUGAAAAAAAAUUGAAAAAGCUCAUUGACGGUCAACAACGGCAGCAGACGUUUCGUGACAAUCUGAAACGGAAGAAACAGAAACUUUCGGAGCCUUCGCCUGCAAAAGCAUCAAAGCUCAACAGCUGUCCAGGAAGGCCGCGGAAGGAUGAUGAAGCAGAAAUAAUGGAUGCAAUCAUUGAUAUCGCUCAGUACGGCUCAUCUGCACAGGAGAGGCGAAGGUUUGAACAGCUCCGAACGGUCAAAACUUUGGAUGACCUAGUAGAACGUCUGAAGGAACUGGGAUACAAUAUGUCUAGAACUUACGUUUACUACCGAUUGAUGCCAAAGCGCAGUAUUACGAUUGAAGGAAAGCGGCACGUCAAUACUGUACCAGUACGACUGAUUCGGGCGACAAAUGAUCAUCAUAAAUUUCAUCAAGACACACGAUUCUGUGCAUCAACAAUUAAGCGAUUGGACGAAGUAGCUAGCUUCCUUGGUCCACAUGAGGUAGCCAGAAUCAGUCAAGACGAUAAAGCUCGUGUCCCCUUGGCAAUAACAGCUGCAUCUCAUCAGUCGCCAAUCUUGAUGCACAUGGAAUACAGAGUACGAUUACCGGACCACGACUGGGUUAUUGCUGAAAAACAUAAAUUAAUCCCAUCUGUUUAUGCUGGUAAGUGAUUCGAAACAAUUUUAUUGAACCUACUUUUAAAUAUUUGUACUUCGCAGCUCUGGAAAUACGAAAAAAUGGAUUCAGUGAUCCACAUAUAUAGCGAUUCGCUCAGCUAAACAUGCAAAGUCGACCGCUUGUGCUCAUGCACUUGAUUUUGAAAACUUAAUGAACCAGCCUACUUUCGUUUCGACGUUGAAGUCUGCAGAUGGAAAGAUGAAACCAGUGUUGAUAACAACUGUCGAUGGCGGACCUGACGAGAACCCGCGGUUCGUCAAAUCCAUUGAGGUUGCCAUACACCAUUUCCGAACGAACGAUUUAGAUGCAUAUUUCGUAGCCACCAAUGCACCGGGAAGGUUGGCCUUUAACCCUGUAGAGCGUCGAAUGGCACCUCUAAGUCGUGAACUAGCAGGACUCAUUCUUCCUCAUGACGCUUAUGGUUCUCAUCUUAACACGCAAGGGAAGACUAUUGAUGUAGAACUUGAGAAGAAAUUUUUUCAAAAAGCUGCUGAGACUCUAGCAGAAGUGUGGAGUAAUGUAAUUAUCGAUGGAUUCGACGUGCUGGCGGAAUAUAUUCCACCAGAACAAUCAGAACUCCAAAAGUCUGCAAUUAUCCAAAUGGACGAGUUGUGGAAGGCAACGCAUGUACGGACUUCACAAUACUGCUUGCAAAUUGUCAAAUGCUUCGACACGGCCUGCUGCAAUGUUUUUCGGAGUAAAUAUGGAACAUAUUUUCCUCACAGAUUUUUGCCGCCACCUAUUCCUCUUUCGUACAAUCCCUGUGUGGCCGUUUUGGAAGACAGAUCUGCAAGCGCUACCAUAGCGGAAUCAAACAUAAAGUUUGCUACUCUUUUCCAAAGCCUUGCGCUUUUUGAGAGC
This is a messenger RNA of Armigeres subalbatus, 2102 nucleotides long. RefSeq lists its product as uncharacterized. NCBI's taxonomy places the organism in Eukaryota, Metazoa, Arthropoda, Insecta, Diptera, Culicidae. The record is from RefSeq and is a predicted model, not a curated record. The transcript is spliced from 3 exons. Bases 38 to 1234 code for a protein of 398 amino acids.